AUGACUAUCACCGUCGGAGUCCUAGCCCUGCAGGGUGCAUUCUUUGAGCACGUACAACUGUUGAAGAAGGCAGCCGAGCAAGCGCCUCCAUCGGAAUGGCACUUCAUUGAAGUACGGACGCCACAAGAGCUGGCAACAUGCGAUGGUCUAGUCUUGCCUGGAGGAGAGAGUACCACCAUGUCAUUGGUUGCAGCAAGAUCAAAUAUUUUAGAACCAUUGCGGGAAUUCGUCAAAGUGGAUCGCAAACCAACGUGGGGUACCUGCGCUGGGCUCAUUUUGCUGGCCGAAUCUGCCAACAAGACCAAGAAAGGCGGGCAAGAGUUAAUCGGUGGUCUUGAUGUCCGAGUGAACCGAAACCAUUUCGGUCGACAGACUGAAAGUUUCCAAGGCCCAUUGGAUCUGCCUUUCUUGGGUCAAGAUGCUCCUCCUUUCCCAGCAGUUUUUAUUCGAGCUCCCAUUGUCGAAAAAAUCCUUCCUCACCAUGAGGGUGUUCAGACAGAAGAAGUUCAGCAAGAAGAUGUUGUCGUGGCACCAUCACGACAGGCGCGGGACUCAGUGGCGCAAGCAGCGACAGCUGAAAAGGUCGAGGUACUGGCCACAUUGGUGGGACAGACAGCUCGUUCAGCCACAGAGGGCCAAGAUGGCGACCCCGACAAAGAAGUUGGAGACAUUGUUGCAGUACGACAAGGCAAUGUCUUCGGUACUAGCUUCCACCCAGAGCUGACAGGCGACGCAAGAAUCCAUACUUGGUGGCUUCGUGAGGUGCAAGCAGCUGUGCUGAAGCGGAACAAAUUGAAGCAAUAG
Penicillium soppii is the source of this 804-nucleotide messenger RNA. RefSeq names its product pyridoxal 5'-phosphate synthase glutaminase subunit PdxT. The transcript has 2 exons. Gene Ontology annotation, cellular component: glutaminase complex; cytosol. Lineage: Eukaryota; Fungi; Ascomycota; Eurotiomycetes; Eurotiales; Aspergillaceae. The coding region runs from base 1 to 804 and encodes 267 amino acids. The record is from RefSeq and is a predicted model, not a curated record. Gene Ontology annotation, molecular function: glutaminase activity. Gene Ontology annotation, biological process: pyridoxal 5'-phosphate biosynthetic process; pyridoxine metabolic process.